Aphanomyces invadans is the source of this 645-nucleotide messenger RNA. RefSeq lists its product as hypothetical. NCBI's taxonomy places the organism in Eukaryota, Oomycota, Saprolegniomycetes, Saprolegniales, Verrucalvaceae. The coding region runs from base 24 to 506 and encodes 160 amino acids. The record is from RefSeq and is a predicted model, not a curated record. The transcript has a single exon.
CCAGAAGACGGACGGAGCGUUGCAUGGGCGGCGGCGGCGGUGAGAUCGAGUCGUAUGUGCAAGACUUCAUGGUGAUCCAGCAUGACCCGUUGGAAGAAGAGCGGAACCUGCAGAGACAGACGGAGCGGCUCUUGGACCGUUGGCACGGCCUCGUGCUCAAGGGGCCUGAAAACGCUGUCGAUUUGAAUUCCGUCGAAGCGCGCAUCCAACGCAACAUCGAUCGCCAUGAAAAGAUGCUCGCGUGGCUCGGGUCCAUGGAACGCAACUUGUAUGAAGACACUAUCGCGUACGAAGAUGCAUGCGCGAUGACGUCGUGUGGAGAGCAAGACGACGAGCUUCGGUCGUACCCCAACGUCGUCGACGAAAGCGAACGUAUAUUGAACCAGAUUGACGCAUUGCUGAUGGACCGACAAGAAUGGGAUCUGUCGUCGGCGCUCUCGUCGUUGGACAUGCCAUCCGCAGCCACCACUCCAACGACAGCUCAAAUCCCUCUCUACACGGCGUAGGUCCUCCUCGCGCAUCCAUGUCGUCGUAGUCUCCAUCGUAUAUUUAUACCGCGUGAACUGCUUGGUUCUUCAUCUUCAUGGGCGCAAUCAGCCCACGCCGUCGUCGACUUGAUUGCAUAUGGGAUUGCAAUGGGAGGCU